AUGGCAGACAUUUUUAAAAUUAUUUUUCUGAUAUUUGCAUCUGUUUAUAUAGUGCAAGCAAAACACGAAGAAUAUGAUGGACAUUCCUUGUACGAAGUCAAGGUCAAUGACCUUGUACAAGUUGAUGAGCUCAAUGCAAUUGUUGAAGAGAUGAAUCUAGAUCUAUGGUCGUAUGCUAUUCCUGGCCGAGAAGGACUCAUUCUAGUUGCAAAGAACAUGAAACCUCUUUUCGAAAAUGCCGUUAAUAAAAUUGGAGUAGAAUACAAAAUUGUUACGGAAAAUAUUAAAGAAAAACUGGAGCUAGAAGAUAAAUUGUUAGCUGAUGCGGCUAGAUCAAGCAAUUUUAGUAGAUCUGGGGGUAUAUCUUUAGAUGUCAUUCACCGUUAUAAUGUGGUGGACCGAUACCUCACCGAUCUGGCCAACAGGUUCCCAAGAGUUGUCCGCGCCGUGUCCGCUGGGAGAAGUGUAGAAGGUCGAGACAUCAAAUACCUUAGGAUAUCUUCAAACAAUUUCCAGGAUAGAAAUAAGCCCGUCGUCAUGAUCCAGUCUCUUCUCCACGCUCGUGAAUGGGUCACCCUCCCAGUGACUCUUUAUGCCAUUCACAAGUUGGUGAUUGAUGUCACCGAACAGGAUUUGAUUAGGAACAUUGAUUGGAUCAUCUUGCCAAUUGCGAACCCUGAUGGAUAUGAAUUUUCCCACACCUCAACUCGUAUGUGGAGGAAGAACCGCAGAACUGGCUUCGGUGUAUGCGUCGGCGUUGAUCUAAACAGGAACCAUGACUUCAACUGGGGAACCGCCUCCAGCAACUCAGCCUGCAGUGACACGUUCCACGGACCCAGAGCCUUCUCUGAACCAGAGACACAAAUCACAAGGAACAUUAUUACCGAGUUUAGAAGCCGUCUUUCUCUAUUCAUUGAUGCUCAUAGCUUCGGAAGUCUGAUACUCUAUGGAUAUGGUAAUAGACAGCUGCCACCACACGCACUGAUCCUGAACACAGUUGGCGUCCAAAUGGCCCAAAGAAUCGAUGCUGUCAAAUGGCCAUCUCAUCGUAAUUAUAGGGUUGGUAAUAUCGCGGCAGUGUUGUACCAAGCAUCUGGUGGGUCCAGUGAUUACGUCCAGUCCAUGAUCGGUCGUGGUCUUUCAUACACUUAUGAACUGCCAGCUUACAGAAAUCUGAAUAACAUUAACGGUUUCCUAGUCGACCCUGCUUUCGUUCGGCAAGCUGGUUUUGAAACCUGGGAAGGUAUCAAGGUGGCAGCUCGAUACGUUGUCCAGAACAGGAUGUAUUUCAAAAAUCAAACUGAUGACUUUCCAAUGUUUGGAUAUUAAAAAAAAAAUCUAUUAAAAUAAUGUAACACUUA
This is a messenger RNA of Vanessa atalanta (red admiral), 1361 nucleotides long. RefSeq names its product carboxypeptidase B-like. Gene Ontology annotation, biological process: proteolysis. The coding region runs from base 1 to 1329 and encodes 442 amino acids. NCBI's taxonomy places the organism in Eukaryota, Metazoa, Arthropoda, Insecta, Lepidoptera, Nymphalidae. The transcript has 6 exons. The record is from RefSeq and is a predicted model, not a curated record. Gene Ontology annotation, molecular function: metallocarboxypeptidase activity; zinc ion binding.